Messenger RNA from Ochotona curzoniae (black-lipped pika), 4039 nucleotides. It is a transcript of the gene GCNT1, whose product is annotated as glucosaminyl (N-acetyl) transferase 1. The record is from RefSeq and is a predicted model, not a curated record. Bases 1321 to 2607 code for a protein of 428 amino acids. Gene Ontology annotation, cellular component: membrane. The transcript has 2 exons. Lineage: Eukaryota; Metazoa; Chordata; Mammalia; Lagomorpha; Ochotonidae. Gene Ontology annotation, molecular function: beta-1,3-galactosyl-O-glycosyl-glycoprotein beta-1,6-N-acetylglucosaminyltransferase activity.
UCCUGGUGUAUGUAAGGCAAGGACUUUAGUGCUGGGCUACCAUGUCGGGUCCAAAACAUUCCUUGAAGUUUUACUGACUUUUGAUUGAGUAAUGACAUUUACAUCACAAGGCUCUGGUCCUGUUUAGAGCUAAGCUGUGGAAUACAUCCUUGUUGCUUUUUUCAUCACUGCAUGACUGAUUUCUUUGGAAUCCAUAAUUACUGCCCCAAGUCCCUUCAUUUGCUUUAUUUUCAAGGUGGUUGUUAGAAAUUCAAUACUACAGUCUGCCAGCUGUUUAAAUCUAUUUUCGGUACAUUUAUUCCAAUCUAUUAUCCCAUUAGUUUUAUCUUCUUAAAGACAUCACUUUCAGGGUCUUAGGAGGUGUGGUAUGUACUGUGGUAGUCUGGGAGCCAUUACAUUAUGUCAUGUCCCUCUGUUACAAUCCUGGUGGAUUUCCUUUCAUUUUAAAGUAUGUUAAAUCCCCCUUCCAAUUCUUUCCCUUUCUUGUUAAUACUUUAUUUUUGAUGCUAUUGAUUGACCAGUGGCUUUCAGAGAAAAAAGUGCAUCAAGGUAAGUACCUAAGACCUUGCCUGUUUUCCAGUGUUUUUAUUUUGCCAUGAUGUUGAUUAGCAGUUCAUCUGACUGUUUCUCAUCUGGAUUAUAGUUUUCUCCAGGGCUCGGAAGGCCUGGGUCGUGUCUGUUGGUUUCUGUGCAGGAAGCUGCUGUGUUCUCAUUCCAUUCUUUGUAGUUUAUUUACUCUCCCGUGCGCAAGCAGAAGCGAAGCUCCUUUCCUUGUGUUUCAGCCUUUCAAAAUUAACAAGUGAAACUUGGUGUGGCUUUGUUUUCUUUAUAGAAAUAUGAUAUGGAAUGGGAAUGUACCACUGGGACCCUAGCUACUGUACCCAAUACCUGCCCCAAAAAGAAAAUAUUGAAUGAGAGAAAUCAACUAGGUGUGAUUUUGAGGAAUAAAGCAGAUACAUAAGAUUUGCUUGCUAGCAUUCUGAGUGUGUGUGUACAAGUACAAUAUUCUUCACACAUUUCUUUUCCCAUUCCACAGAUUUUUUAAAAGGCCUCCUGGGAUGCGUUACCAUUGCUGGAUGCCUGGUACAUUGCUCAUGCCCGACAGGAGGAUAGGUGCUCUGAGUGGACACAGGAUAUUGCCUGGAGUCAGAGCACUGGAUGAUCCAGACCUGCCUUUAUUCUAAAUGGACCAACCAUUUUCCAUAUCAAGAUGACUUUACACUUCUUCCGAUAAAUGCAGAUUGACAAGUGUCAGAUUCCUUGUUCUCGAAGCCUCCUCAGCUGCCCUUCCCGGACGAGCGUCCCUGCUGGCUGUUUGCGAUGCUGAGGAAGUUGAUACGGAAGAGACUUUUUUUUGGUUCCGCCAAAUGCUUCUUCCUGGUGCUCCUCUUCUCCCUGGUCGCCUUCUCGGUCCUAAGGGUCCAUCAGAAGCCGGAAUUUGUAAGCAUCAGACACCUGGAAUUGGUGGAAGAGAAUCCUAGUCAGCAUAUUAACUGCACUAAAGUGUUGCAGGGUGAUGUUGAAGAAAUCCAGAAGGCAAAACUCGAGAUGGUGACAGUGCAGUUCAGGAAACGGCCGCGGUGGAGCCCGGAGGACUAUGUCAACAUGACCAGUGACUGCACGUCUUUCAUCAAGAGACGCAAAUACAUCACGCAGCCGCUUAGUAAAGAGGAGGCAGAGUUUCCCAUCGCUUACUCUAUCGUGGUUCAUCACAAAAUCGAAAUGCUGGACAGGCUCCUGAGGGCCAUCUAUAUGCCUCAGAACUUCUAUUGCAUUCACGUCGACAGGAAGUCGGAGGAAGCCUUCCUGGCUGCGGUCAGGAGCCUCGCGUCCUGCUUCCCUAACGUCUUCGUGGCCACUCAGCUGGAGACCGUGGUGUACGCCUCGUGGAGUCGCGUCCAGGCCGACCUCAACUGCAUGAAGGACCUCUAUGGCCUGAGGGCCGACUGGAAAUACUUGAUCAACCUUUGCGGGAUGGAUUUCCCUAUCAAAACCAACCUGGAGAUAGUCAGAAAGCUCAAGUCGUUAAUGGGCGAGAACAACCUGGAAACGGAGAGGAUGCCGCCCAAUAAGGAAGAAAGGUGGAAAAAGCAUCACGCCGUUGUGAAUGGAAGGCUCAUAAACACGGGCACGGUCAAGGUGCCGCCUCCCCUCCGCAUCCCUCUCUUCUCGGGCAGUGCCUACUUUGUGGUCAGGAGGGAGUAUGUGGGCUACGUGCUGGAGAAUGAAAACAUCCAGAAGUUUAUGGAGUGGGCGCAGGACACCUACAGCCCGGACGAGUAUCUCUGGGCCACCAUCCAAAGGCUCGCAGAAGUGCCGGGCUCUGUAUCAUUGAGCCCCAAGUACGACCUGUCUGACAUGCAGGCGAUCGCAAGGUUUGUCAAGUGGCAGUACUUUGAAGGUGACGUGUCCAAGGGCGCGCCCUACCCACCCUGCCACGGUGUCCACGUGCGCUCUGUGUGCGUGUUCGGAGCUGGCGACUUGAAUUGGAUGCUGCGGAAACACCACUUGUUUGCCAACAAGUUUGACACAGAUGUUGACCUCUUUGCCAUCCAGUGCCUGGAUGAGCACCUGCGGCAUAAAGCCCUGGAGACCUUAAAACACUAAGCAGUGCAGGUGAUUGUAGGGAUUGUAACAAGAAUGUAUAAACUCUACACCAUGCACUUCUUCUGCCUCGCAGAGCAGUAUCAGAAAACCGGUGUGGGGUCCUCCUUGGGGAGGAGGCCCUAGAGUCGUGAUGUCGCCGAAGCUACAUGUCUUCUGCACAGGCUAACGGGUGGGAGUGUCUGAAGCAUUAAAUGUCUACCCAGGGAGGGACAAGGAGCCAGGAGAGAGGAAGCCAGGGUGGCCGAAAUGAGCCUACUACAAACUCAGGGACUUUCACAGGAGGUGAAGGGUCGAUUUAUGCCAACAAGUGUCUUGAGAAUUUUAGCGAUCAAAAUUUCUUUAUGGAAUAAAUGUACAGCAACAGUCGUAAUGAUGCUGUGUAUCGCCCAUGUUCUAUUUGUUGAAAUGGAAAAUUGAUUUUAUUCUCAACGAUCCUUUAUUUAAACAAUGUACUGUCUGCUGUGAUUCCGUGCUGUGUAGUGUGUUGUUUCUGUUUCAUCUCAGGGAACUUGAAAUGAACUGGAUGUAACGUUAAUAUUCCUGUCGUAUUUUUGUUUCUAACGAUGCAUAUGUUUUCAAAAACAACAAAGAAGUGGCAAUUUCUACUUGAGUCAAUUUCUACAUGUCGUCUUAAGCUGUUAGAAAAAUUGGAGAGUUUUGUUUUGUUUUCCAAGAAACUACACUCGGCUUUUCCGAAUGUUCGUUCCUGUAUACCAGCCUCUUUGUAUACCACCUCUCUGAGGUGACCUUCGCCUGAUUGCCAGUAGCCAGCGCAGAGAACUGAGACAGCGAGUAAGUACUACAGGAGGGAAACAGAUGCAGAUUGAUGUAGGUAAUUUCUGAGGUCCCCAGUGAGUUCUAAAAAACCAGCAAUUGGUAUUAUUCCCAGAAACGAAGACUCUAGCUGGUUGAAUUUGCCGUAUCCCCGUGUUUACAAGGUCACCUGCACCUGCAUUGGAAGGACAUGGCCCCUGUCCUUUUGUCCUCAUAGCUUCUGCCCACUGAUGUUUAGUUGCUUCCUCUCAUGGACUCCUGGGAGGAGGGAGAAAGUUUGCUGCUGUUUUACAUAAAGCUUUGGGGAGGCCUAGGACGGGAAGUUACGUUUAGGACAGAUCAUUUCUGUAUUGGCUGUGUUGGUAUUACAGCACAUGGCUUUUACUUCCUCCAUUUUUGUCAGAAGUCAGAUGGUUUUAGUCUCAUUGUGGUACUGUCUCAGGUCUCAGAGAGGAUGAAGAUUUGGAAAAAAACGUCCGUCUGGUUACUUUCUUGAAUUGAGACUGAUAAGGCAAAGGGCUUUCAAGCACAGUGAAGUCUUGUAAUUUCACAUUAGACUUUGAACAAGGUCAAAACUACAGGGUUUAUAGCCACUACCUGCUUAAAUGGAAAUUCUCAGUAUCAGAUAGUAUCAAGGCAUUCAACUGGAGAAACAUUU